Messenger RNA from Trametes versicolor FP-101664 SS1, 2373 nucleotides. RefSeq lists its product as uncharacterized. The record is from RefSeq and is a predicted model, not a curated record. The transcript is spliced from 7 exons. Lineage: Eukaryota; Fungi; Basidiomycota; Agaricomycetes; Polyporales; Polyporaceae. The coding region runs from base 1 to 2373 and encodes 790 amino acids.
AUGUCUCGCAACACGUCUAACCUCACCCGAGAUGAGUUCAUGCACGUCUUCCUAGUCUGGAAUGAGUUGAGGAAAAAGAAGUGCACCAGAUGUGAAGAUCUGGAUCUGGUUUGCAACUACGCCAAGGGCAAUAGCUUCAAAUGUGACGCGUGUCUGAGGACUAAGUCAGGCAGGGUAAAAUGUUCCUGGCUGGCGGAACUUAUAGAGAAGGUGGUCUUACUAGCCAAUGGGGAAGAGCUCGCCCCGCGUGCCCCGAACAAGUGGUUGAUUUGGAUCCUAGAGGCCUUAGAGGCCUUGGGGGGCGCCAACCAAUCUACCACGGCCACGGACGACCGACCCACUAACGAGAGCACCCCAUCCGGCGUGUCGGUCGAGAGAGCGGCUCAUAACGCAAGUCUGUCUAGUCAAAUCGUCGACAACGGACGCGUUGCUACGGAGCUUGGCGACGACCGGGCUCAUCGUAGUAGACGGUCCACUGAGCUCGUGGUAGACGGCGCCUUUGCCGAAGAACAGGGGGACGCCCACGCCGACAGUAAUAUCCGCAACCGAAGCGCCCCCACUCCGUCUGCGGACGAUGACGGCGUUCGUGAAGAGCGAGAACACGGCGACAUUGCCGAGGAACAGGGCUACCCAUCCACGCACAGUCCUGCCCCGUCCUUCGCAAUGCCCGACCGCGAGGGCUCUCCGAAGUACUUUAGGACUCCUUCAAUGGAGUUGCCGGGCGACCUGGAGUAUCCGACGCACAAUGGGACUCCGUCCUUCUGGGUCCCCCGCUCUCCGGCGUACUUACGGAGUGAGUCUGCCGAAGCGCCCGACUACCACUUGAACCAUCCGGCGCACGACGGAACAUCGCACCUCGGAGUGCCCGCCUACGACGGCUCGGCGUCCCACAUCGGGGCGCAUGAGGACGACGACGGUAUGGAAGGUGUGCUGGGUAACCGGGCGCAUAGCGGCACUCCGUCCGUGGGGGAACUAGACGCUGGGGCUCGGGAAAAACGGGCCAUCGCACGCGACAGCGAGCUUGGCUUCUCGGAUGCCGAAGAACUGGUUACCUCUCACUCCGGUAAUCAUGAGGAGGAAGAAUUGAAAAGUCGAGCACUGGAACUGCUGGGCGAGAUCCAGGACAAGACCGAGGAGUACGUCGAGCUGAGCAAUCUGGCUGAACUCUCGUCGCGACGCCUGCCGCACCUCAUGGAAGAAGCAGCAAGCCCGAAGGAGGUGAGCGAGGUCGCUGCGUGCGCCGCUGGUUAUUUAACCGCAGCCCGUUUGGCGAAGUCGGCCGCCUGGCUGGCGGAAUGGGAACGCAAGAACACCCUGCAACGUCUGGAGCAGCUGAAGGGGAGAGGUAGCCUCGGCAUCGCCGUCCCAGAGCGGGCGGUCGAGAACCCAGCGUUCGUCGGCGUCACUCCCUUCCGCCCGCUCGUCGGCGUCACUCCCUUCCGCCCGCUCGUCGGCGUCACCACCCUCCGCCCGUUCGUCGACCUCAUUCCCUUCCGCACGUUUGUCGGCUUCAGGCGCCGCUGCACGCUCGGCGGCAUCAGUCGCAUCUACGACGACACGCAACCACGGGCACAUGUACCGGGCGCGGACCCUGUCUCGUCCGCGGUUGUGCUCGACGUGCAGAAGGUCGUCGCAGGCGAGAACCUGCACAAGAACGUGACAGAGGUCGUCGGUCUGUGGCUCGGCGCGCGCCUAUGCGAGAAGCUCCUGGGUCCGAACGCGCUGGCGUCGCUAUUCGUCUUCGGCAUCCAUGGCGGCGGCGCGCGGUAUUGGCGGCGGCGCGCGCAUCUCUCCGACUCUCACGGCCGCGAGAUCUGCAGUGCGGCGGCGCCUCCUUCACUCGAUGCCUCGUGUGAUGCUGGCUGCUCGUUCGUCCUCCACCAUCGAUCACGACCUACGCUGCCUCCGCCCCCGCGACCCAGCCUGCCCGCCCGAUCCCUGGAACAGAUUCAUUCAUUUACGAGCACGAUGAACCCGACCGGCGCGCCUAUUCCUGCAUGGUGGCUGCCGCUCGAUCCCACCAACGUUGCGAGCCCGGUCAUCAAUAACGCCUCGGUGGAGAAGCUGAUGCGCGACAGUGCAGAUGCCGCGAAAGCUCUACAGACCCGCGUUCUCGACAUCCACGAGACUAUCAAGGCACAAAAGGAGGGGGGUCAGCCAAUCGACCCGAGGACGGCGGAAUGGUUCCUCCUCUGCCACCUGCUCCGGUUGCAGCUCGACCGGCAACGCCACAACUGCACGAAGCUCGUGGAGUACAUAUUGCGUCUCCAUGCGACUCUAGCUGCUGGGGGUGCCCCGGUGGUUUUGGAGCCUUUGCCCGAGGAAAUGGCCAGCUACGUGGGGUUAGUAGGAGUGAGGGCUCGACAACAGUAG